Molecule: messenger RNA, 636 nt
Organism: Orbilia oligospora ATCC 24927
Lineage: Eukaryota; Fungi; Ascomycota; Orbiliomycetes; Orbiliales; Orbiliaceae
Exons: 3
Coding region: 1-636 (211 amino acids)
Molecular function (GO): oxidoreductase activity
Source: RefSeq, a predicted model, not a curated record
AUGGCGAAAUUCUCCAUUGAUAUUGUUUCCGACACUGUUUGCCCAUGGUGCUAUGUAGGCUUCAAAAGACUAAAUAAAGCCAUUGCCAUUUUCAAGCAGAGGCAUUCCGAUGCUACAUUCGAGAUAAAAUGGCAUCCAUACUACCUCAAUCCUAGCGCUCCCAAAGUUAGUGUGGACAAACAAAAGGUCUAUGAAGAAAAGUUUGGACGUGAUCGAGUCGCUAUGAUGCAGAGGCGCCUUGCAGCGGUUGGUCUUCAAGAUGGAAUCAAGUUCGCAUUCGGAGGAAAAACUGGAAAUACCAGAAAGUCUCAUAGAAUCAUACACCUCGCUGGCGAGAAGGGUGUGCAGAAUGAGGUUGUGGAACAGCUCUUUAUUUCAUACUUUGAGGAUGAAAAGGAUAUUACCGAUGACACAGUUCUCAAGGAAGCAGCCGUCAAGGGAGGCCUUAAACCAGAGGAUGUUGACAAUUAUCUGACAAGUGAUUUGGGAGGACCUCAAGUCGACAAAGAAGUUGCGGAUGCACAGCUGCGAUUCAUUCAAGGAGUUCCUCACUUCACAAUCAAUGGGAAACAUGAGUUGGGGGGCGCGCAGGAGCCGGAUUCAUUCGUUGAAAUUUUCGAAUCAUACAAUAAAUGA